AUCGCUGGAGCUAUUCGGCCAUUAGCACUUACCAUUCACUGCAGCAGGUCACUGAAGCCUCCAUCAUGUCCAUCGCCCACACAGCAGCACGGGCUGUCCUGCAUGACGCCCUGCUCCGGGACGGCGACGGAGACAACCGCAUCCGCCAUCUUGAACUGGAGCUGCCCUUGGACAGAGUUAUUAAGUUUGUGUCUGUGGGACUGCCUCUCCUGCUGGUUUCUUUGGCAUUUGCUCGAGAGGUCUCUAUUGGCCCACAGAUUAGCUGUUUCCCUCCCAGCAACUUCACUGCCAAGCAGGCUGCGUAUGUGGACACGUACUGCUGGGACAUUGUGAUGCACCAUGAGUUCGACACAAACGGGAAUGUGGAAGAGCGUUCCCUCUGGGUGCACAAGAUGUUCCCAUACUCCUUGCUGAUUAUGGCGAUGAUGAUGUAUUUGCCGGCACUGAUCUGGCGGUUUCUGGCCAUGCCAAGCCUGGGCUCAGACCUACUCUUCAUCAUUGAUGAGCUGGACAAGUCCUACAACCGCUCGGUGCGCCUGGCCCAGACCAUCCUGGAACUCCAGCAGAGCUCAGAAAGUCCCCAAGAGUUCCAGGCAGAACUGUGGCAAGCCAAGCGGAAGCGUUACUUUGAGUACCCCCUGCUGGAGAGAUACAUGCAGUGCAAGCACGCCUCCUACUUCCUGGUCAGCAUGCUGUUCCUGCGUGGCUUCCUCUUGCUGACCUUCAUGUCAGCCUCCUGCCUGUACCUGGUCUACUUCCACCUGUCAGCUUUCCUGCAGGACGAGUUCAGCUGCUUCGUGCGCACAGGGCUCCUGCGUGACCAGCCCUGGGUGCCCGAAGUGGUGCAGUGCAAGAUGCCGGGCCUGCUGGUGUUCCAGGUCAUUAGCGUGGCCAACGGCGCCAUCUACGUCAUGCUCGCACCCAUUGUGCUCUUCAGCCUGCUGCGUCUCUUCUGCUGGGACACGAGCUUCCUCUCGCUGUACGAGGUGCUCCCUGCCCUAGGCCUCAUCAGUGGACAGAAGCUGGGUUGUCCGCUCAAUGACCUGAACGUACUGCUACUCUUCCUGCGUGCCAAUGUGGCACAGCUGCGCUCCUACGGACAGCUCAGGGCCCUGUGCUCUUUGGCGCCCCCGCAGAUGAAAGGGGGCAAGAGAAUUCUGACGGAGGAGCAGGCCGAGGAAUCUGCGGAGGCAGCUGAGGAGCUGGAGGAGGAGAUGAGGGAGGCCAGGGAGGAGGGCAAGCACAACCUGGUGGACAUCAUGACAGUACUCGGGGCAGCCAGAGGAAAUGUGGUGAAUUGCCCUGAACAGCACCCUCUCGUGGAAGAGAACAUGACACUCGAGCCUAACCACCAGGGGUACCAUGAGUUGAAGGAGACUACAUCAUGUUGUUUUGGUUAAACAUACACCAAUGGACUGAACCAUCGUUGUAAGGACAAAGGGGGAUGGACCACAGAUUAGCCACACCCCCUCUAGACUUGAUUAAGAAAACAAACAAACAAACAAAAAAAAAACCUCACCUCAAAUGGAUUUCCCACUGACAGUCUUUUUGGCUCAGGACAGUCAUAAUGGUGUUCUGAGAAAUGAAUCCCUAUAUACCAAAGUACCUCUGGAAUAUUCACGAAGUCCUCCCAAAAGCCUCCAUUAGAAUGAGUCAUUUAAGGAUUUCCACUUUGUUUAUUUAUACUUUAUUGUUUUUGUAUGUCCGUACUAAAGUUCUUCUCUUGUUGUCUUUUGUUUAUAAUUAUGAUUUUACUUGCCUUUUUUCUUUUAUGAACAAUUAAAAUACAUUUUAUGUUUGCCUUUGUAACUGAUGUUUGCUAUAUUGAUUUUACACA
Electrophorus electricus (electric eel) is the source of this 1837-nucleotide messenger RNA. Its product is annotated as pannexin-3. Gene Ontology annotation, biological process: positive regulation of interleukin-1 production; cell-cell signaling; monoatomic cation transport. NCBI's taxonomy places the organism in Eukaryota, Metazoa, Chordata, Actinopteri, Gymnotiformes, Gymnotidae. Gene Ontology annotation, molecular function: wide pore channel activity. The record is from RefSeq and is a predicted model, not a curated record. Gene Ontology annotation, cellular component: plasma membrane.